Staurois parvus is the source of this 933-nucleotide messenger RNA. NCBI's taxonomy places the organism in Eukaryota, Metazoa, Chordata, Amphibia, Anura, Ranidae. The record is from the annotation of a GenBank genome assembly.
UCACUAACAAACUCAUGCAGACUCCACCUCCGUAACAUCGCCAAAAUCCGCACGUUCCUAACCCCAGAAACCACUAAACAGCUCAUCUACCCCCUCUGCAACUCCCUCCUCACUGGCCUGCCUCGCCGCUGGCUAUCCCUGCUUCAAUCCAUCCUGACAACCGCUCCGUUUCCACCACCCCCCUCUGCCAAUCCCUCCACUGGCCUCCACUCAGUGUCCUCCACCCCCCUCUGCCAAUCCCUCCACUGGCCUCCACUCAAUGUCCUCCACCCCCCUCUGUCAAUCCCUCCAUUGGCCUCCACUCAGUGUCCUCCACCCCCCUCUGCCAAUCCCUCCACUGGCCUCCACUCAGUGUCCUCCAUCCCUCUCUGCCAAUCCCUCCACUAGCCACCACUCAGUGUCCUCCACCCCCCUCUGCCAAUCCCUCCACUGGCCUCCACUCAGUGUCCUCCACCCCUCUCUGCCAAUCCCUCCACUGGCUUCCACUCAAUGUCCUCCACCCCCCUCUGCCAAUCCCUCCACUGGCCUCCACUCAGUGUCCUCCACCAACCUCUGCCAAUCCCUCCACUGGCCUCCACUCAGUGUCCUCCACCCCCCUCUGCCAAUCCCUCCACUGGCUUCUGAUUGCACAACAUAUCAAAUUCAAAAUCCUAUCACUGACGUACAAAGCCGUCCACCAUACUGCCCCGAACUACAUCACCGACCUAAUAUCCAAGUACCGCCCAACACGCACACUCCGCUCCUCACAAGACCUCCUUCUCUCUAGUUCCCUGGUCUCCUCCUCCCAUGCCCGCCUCCAGGAUUUCUCCAGGGUGUCACCUAUCCUCUGGAACUCCCUACCCCAAUCCAUCAGACUAUCACCUACUCUCCUCUCAUUUAGGCGCACCCUGAAAACCCAUCUCUUCAGGGAAGCCUACCCCACCCCCUGCUAAU